This is a messenger RNA of Cryptomeria japonica (Japanese cedar), 3236 nucleotides long. Its product is annotated as putative pentatricopeptide repeat-containing protein At3g23330. The transcript has a single exon. The coding region runs from base 419 to 3058 and encodes 879 amino acids. The record is from RefSeq and is a predicted model, not a curated record. Gene Ontology annotation, biological process: RNA modification. NCBI's taxonomy places the organism in Eukaryota, Viridiplantae, Streptophyta, Pinopsida, Cupressales, Cupressaceae. Gene Ontology annotation, molecular function: RNA binding; zinc ion binding; protein binding.
GCCUAAGAUGUGCUCUCCAAUCCAAAGGUUAAGAUAAUCCAUCCAAGUUGUAUUCCAUGGAGUAAUUGAUAAACUAUAGCACCCUGAAUAAUGCCUGAAACUUGUACAUAAGAUUUUCCUCUUGCCUUUGCUGAUCUUUAUUGUCCACUGGUUUUUCUUGGAGUGUAAUCCUAAGGAUUGUAGCUUGAGCUUUGAAUCAGCUUAGAAAAUGAGGAUGUGGAGUCAACAAUCAACCUUUGAAGGUGAAAUGUUGGCAUACAAAGACAGUACCAGUGGAAAUAUAACUCUCAUUUAUAGAAAUAUACAGAUGGCCUUAACAGAACUUUUGAGGAGGAAUAGGGUUUCAUUUUCAUUGUGGAAGAAGUAGAUUGAAUAACAAUGGACAUCGCCCACCUUCAGGUAUGAUUGAACAAUACUAAUGUCAUUGACAUCCACUGCCCGUCUCAAUUUCAAUCUCACAGCAUUAUGUAGAGAGGUUCAGUUGAAGGAGGCGACACACAUUCUGCUGUCAACAUACAAACCCCCUGGGGACUUUUCUACAUAUCUUCAAUUACUGCAGAACUGUAUUGCCAAGAAUGCACUUUCACAAGGUAAACAAAUCCACUCUAUUAUUACUGACAGGGGAUUUGAAUUUUCUAGAUGCAGAUUCUUUCAAAAUAACCUUGUAAACAUGUAUGAAAAGUGCGGUACUUUGAUGGAUGCUCGUAAAGUGUUUGACGAAAUGGCAGAGCAAGAUGUUUCCUCAUGGAAUACCAUAAUUGCAGCUUACAGAAGGCAUGGGUAUCCUCACGAAGCAUUGAUUCUGUUUAGCCAAAUGCAACAAACAGAUAUCCAACCAGAUCAUUUCACCUUUGCUGCUAUACUCCCAGCCUGUGCCAAAAUAGGAGCUUUGGAGCAAGGUAUGGGUAUCCAUGACACUAUAAUCGAACGAGGAUAUCUGCCAGAUGUUGUGGUUGCAAAUGCCCUGAUAGACAUGUAUGCAAAAUGUGGAAGCUUAGACAAGGCAUGUGAAGUGUUUGACAAAUUGGCUAACAAAACUGCAAUAUCAUGGAAUACAUUGAUUUCAGGAUAUGCACAAAAUGGUAAUCUUGACGAUGCUUUAAGAGUUUUCAAAGAAAUGCCUCGUCCAGAUGUUGUCUCAUGGAGUGCCUUGGUUGGAGGAUAUACACAAAGUGGGUUCUUUGAAAAGGCUGUGGAGGCAUUUAAGCAAAUGCAAUUAGCAGGUUUGAAACCAAAUUCGACAACCUUAGCCAGUAUUCUCUCAGCCUGUGCCAAAAUGGGAGCUUUAGAAACGGGUAUGGACAUCCAUAAGAGUAUAAUUAAAAGUGGAUUUUUGUCGGACAUCAUAGUCAUAAAUGCCCUGAUAGAUAUGUACACAAAAUGUGGAAGCAUACACAAGGCACGUGAACUGUUUGACAAAAUGCCUCAGAGAAGUGUGGUUUCAUGGAAUUCGAUGAUUGCAGGAUAUGCACAAAAUGGUGUUCUUGGCGAGGUUGUUAAGCUUUUCAAAGCAAUGCCUCGACCAGAUAUCAUCUCUUGGAGUACGGUGCUUACAGGGUACGUACAAAAUGGGUUUGUUGAAAAAGCCUUGGAGGUAUUUAGUGAAAUGCAAUUGACAGGUGUAAAACCAAACUCGACAACCUUCGCUAGCAUCCUCCCGGCUUGUGCAAAAAUGGGGGGUUUAGAACAGGGUAUGGACAUCCAUAAAAUCAUAAUCGAAAGUGUACACGUGCCAGAUAUUGCAGUUACGAAUUCCCUGAUAGACAUGUAUGCAAAAUGUGGACGGCUAUACAAGGCACGGGAACUGUUUAACAAAAUGCCUCAAAAAGAUGUUGUCUCAUGGACUGCAAUGAUUGCAGGAUAUGCACAAAAUGGGUUUGUUGAAAAGGCCUUGGAAACUUACAAGCAAAUGCAAUCCAAAGGUGUAAAGCCAGACUCCACAACCUUUGCCAGCAUCCUCCCAGCCUGUGCAAAACUGGGGGCUUUGGAGCAAGGUAUGAAAAUUCAUCAAAGCAUAAUAGAAAGCAGCUUUUUGUCAGAUCUUGUAAUUGCAAAUGCCCUGAUAGAUAUGUAUUCAAAAUGUGGAAGUAUACACAAGGCACGUCAACUGUUUGACAAAAUGCCAAAAAGAGAUGUCAUCUCAUGGAAUGCCAUUGUUGCAGGAUAUGCACAAAAUGGCUUGUGGAAGGAUGCUUUCAAAAUAUUUGAAUUAAUGAAACAUUCUGGAACAUACCCUGACCAUGGAAGCUUCACUUGUGUUCUAUUUGCAUGCAGCCAUGCAGGUUUACUGAGUGAGGGCUGCAAAUACUUCAAUGAUAUGACUCACUCUUAUUGCAUUACACCUAGAACUGAUCACUAUGUGUGUAUGGUUGACCUUCUUGGCCGUGGUGGUCAUCUUGAGGAAACUCUAAACUUUAUCAUCAAAAUGCCAUAUAAACCUGUUGUGGUUGUGUGGACGUGUUUUCUUGGUGCUUGCAGAUCACAUAAAGAUAUAAGGUUAGGAGUAUUUACGGCAACCCAUCUUUCUGAGAUGGAUUCUUAUAAUUCUGCGACUUAUGUUCUUCUGUCAAACAUAUAUGCAGGAUUGGGCAUGUGGGGUGAGGUUCAAAUGGUAAGGAGAUUGAUAAAAGAUAGAGAAAUUAAAAAGAUACCGGGGUGUAGUUGGAUUGAAGGCCAUAAAAUGGUACAUGUUUUUUGUGUAGGAGACAGAUCACACCCACAGACACACGAGAUCUAUGCAAAGUUGGAAAGAUUGUCUUGGGAGAUGAAAUUAGUAGGUUACUUUCCAAAUUUAAAACAUGUACUACAUGACGUUGAGGAGGAGGAAAAAGAAUUAUUCCUCUGUCACCAUAGUGAGAAGAUGGCAAUUGCAUUUGGAUUGUUGAACACACCGCCUGGAACAACUAUUAGAAUUGUCAAGAACCUUCGAGUAUGUGUCGACUGCCACACUGCAACCAAGUUUAUCUCGAAGAUUGUGGCAAGACAAAUUAUUGUGAGAGAUGCAAAUCGGUUCCAUCAUUUCAAACAAGGGCAAUGUUCUUGUGGAGAUUAUUGGUGAUGCAAUCUGUAAACAUAGGCUUGCACUAUAACAAGAUGCAUCAUAUCAGACCUGCAUUGAUAAAGAGAGGACCAGGUUUUAAUUUCCAGUUUCUAAACGGUGUUUUUUUUUUCUAAGUGUUGGGGAAGAUCUAGACCAUGCUUUUGACUUCGUAAAAUGAGAUUUAUGUUGUGCAUCA